Messenger RNA from Phyllostomus discolor (pale spear-nosed bat), 1817 nucleotides. It is a transcript of the gene CCER1, whose product is annotated as coiled-coil glutamate rich protein 1. The transcript has a single exon. The record is from RefSeq and is a predicted model, not a curated record. Lineage: Eukaryota; Metazoa; Chordata; Mammalia; Chiroptera; Phyllostomidae. The coding region runs from base 420 to 1547 and encodes 375 amino acids.
CACAGUACACUGACAGAGAAGCACCUAGGCUGAGAGAGAGCAACGAGGUAACAAACACACAACCCCUGCCUCCCUGUUCCCCAGCCCCAGCCUUCGCUGAGUUGGGUGUGUGUGGUACCUGGAAGCAGCUGUCAGUAACUUCCUCCCCACCACCUUUACCCAACGCCAGUCCCACCCAACCCACCCGAGUGAGAACCCCGGGUGCGAAGGACAGACCACCACAGAUGAGCCAGUGAGCUAGCGAGCUGAGAAGAGCGGUCCCCCUGGAAAGGAAAGUCAGUCGGGAUCUCAGCGGCAGGCACGUGCUGCUGUGCGGAGAGAGACAGGGUGACGAGGCCCUUCAGACUGUCGAAUCUGGCCAGAUUUGAAGACAGUUUUUUUAGGACGUUUCGAUUUAUACUUCUUGAACCUCCUGAACCAUGACCCAAACUCUCGGUAACUUGGGUGGCGGCUGGGCAUCCUCUGCUCCAUUUCGCACUGGGUCUUCCUGCCACCAAAGGCGCAAGGGUCCUCCGAUUUACAAGCCGCGGCACCGCUAUGGUCCCAAGGCCGAGAAUGAGCCUCCGAGGAAACAGCCGAAGCAGCAGCACCACUGGGGCCACUGGUUCCAACCACCCCAAAGUCCUUAUUGGGCCAUGUAUUCUCACUGGGGGUGCUGGGGAGGGCCCUGGUGCCCACCUGCAAUGGGAUACCAGAAGCCCCCAGGGCCAGUGCAAGUGACCCGUAUGUAUGGUCUGCACCCAGUUUGCCUUUGCUGUUGCCCUUGCUGGCAUGGGCCCUGGAACCCGGGCUGGUUGAGGCCACCUGGCAAGAAGAAGCGGUGGGGCCGCAGGGGUGGUGGCCUGCGCCAUCACCCUCGCCGCCCCUUCAAGAAGAGCCCAUCCGUGGAUGAGAGCAAGGUCCUGCGACCUGUCAACCUGUAUGAGUGGCAGGUGCCUGACAUGCGGGUGCCUGGCUUGCAGGCACCCCGCAACACCACCCAGUUCAUCAUGAACCAGAUCUACGAGGACAUGAGGCAGCAAGAGGAGCUGGAGCACCAGCAGGAGGCACUGAGAGCUCAGCAGGCCCAGGAGGGCGAAAACGAUGCGCCCCCCAGUGGUGGUGAGGAAGACACGGAGCUGCCUGACACUUUGUAUGGCUUUGGGCAGAAUCCUUUAGCCUUUACUCCUGACCCUGAGGAGGUAAAUCAGUCUUCUGCCCCACAGCUAGUGGAAGAAGAGGAGAAAAAUGACGAGUGUGAUGAGGAGGAGUGUGAUGAGGAGGAGUGUGAUGGGAAAGAGGAAGAGAGUGAGGAGGAGGAUGAAGAAGCAGAGACCCAGGAUGAAGAGGAGGUAGAAGAGGCUGACUAUAAAGGGGAGGAAGAAAAGGAAGAGGAAGAGGAGGAGGAGGAAGCUGAGGAAAUAGAGGAGGGGUUGGAGGAGGAUAAGCACAGAGAAGAAGAGAAUCAUUUGACUUUGGAUAUGCCGUUAUCAUUCCUUCUGGGAGAUGAGGAAGAGAAAGAACUUUAUAAACUGUUCGUAUUUAAGCCUGAAACAGAUAAUUCCUAAAGGGCUACAGGAAGCUCUCCUCAUGUUACAGGAUACUAACUGUUAGAAAGGAAUCUGAGAAAUGGAAUGGAACUGAUUUGAAGCUAAAAUGGAUUAGCAACUUAUUAAAAACCUAUUAAAAAGUGAGUUCCAUUAAUAAAAGUAUCCAUGAAAACCCCUUCUUUGGCCAUGAUAAAAAUUUUAAAAAUUGCCGUGUCUGUGUAUAAUUAUGGGUGGAAGAAGGAGAACUUUCAAACAUAAUUUAAUUCAAAACGAUUAAAGGCCAAAUAU